Messenger RNA from Larimichthys crocea (large yellow croaker), 3358 nucleotides. It is a transcript of the gene stk35, whose product is annotated as serine/threonine kinase 35. Bases 397 to 1686 code for a protein of 429 amino acids. Gene Ontology annotation, biological process: protein phosphorylation; negative regulation of G2/MI transition of meiotic cell cycle. The transcript is spliced from 3 exons. Gene Ontology annotation, cellular component: cytoplasm; nucleus. Lineage: Eukaryota; Metazoa; Chordata; Actinopteri; Sciaenidae. The record is from RefSeq and is a predicted model, not a curated record. Gene Ontology annotation, molecular function: ATP binding; protein kinase activity.
UAAUUAUAAUGCACCCUGAUCACGACUAGAGACGUUCUUCAACAUAAAAACAAUCAUUGUUGCUCUGCACCUGUUUGACCAUAACGGGAUCUCCGGGAGCUGUUCUCUGUCUCCGCCAAUCAGCGUGCAGCAAGCCGCGGGGUAAGCCACGCCCUCUGUUCUCUGUGUACGGGAACAUUUUGUUUAUGGAGGAGACUUAGUUCCUCCAGCCGGACAGCCUGUGGCACUUCUACAGCUUUCUCAUUAUUAACAGCGAAAACAAAAAGAAGCUCCGGACUGUUAACAGGCUGGCGUUUAAGCUCUCCGAGCGACACGCAGGAAGACGUUUAAACGUCAAAAAAUACCUAUCGACAGUUUCGAGUUUAAAGUAAUGAAAGAGAAACACGUCCUGCCUUCAUGCUUACUUUCAACAAAAAAGAAGUUAUGGAUUUUUGCGACGGGCAGAAGAGGAGAAAGGUAAGCGGAGGUGUGCGGGGCUGCAGGCAGAGCGUGGCCGCUAAGAUGAAGCGGGACGUGGGCAAAGUCCUCCGCUCCCGCACGGUGGAGGACAACAACCACACGGAGCCCAUGGAGGAGGACGAGGACGACGACUGCUUUUCUAUUAGCUUCCUCCGGAGUGACCGGCUGGAGCCCGCCGUGGUAGUCUCUCCUCGGUAUAACCUGCUACGAGAGGUCGGCCGGGGAAGCUACGGGGUGGUGUACGAGGCUAUAGCCCGGAAAACAGGGGCCAGGGUGGCUGUGAAGAGACUCCAAUGCGACGCACCAGAAAACGUAGAGCUGGCUCUGGCCGAGUUCUGGGCCCUGACGAGCCUGGAGAACCGACACCAGAAUGUGGUCCAGCUGGAGGAGUGUGUCCUGCAGAGGAACGGACUGGCCCAGAAGAUGAGCCAUGGAAACAAGAGGUCCAGACAGUAUCUACGCCUGGUGGAGACCUCCCUCAAAGGAGAGCGCAUCCUGGGUAACCCAGAGGAGCCGUGCUACCUCUGGUUCGUCAUGGAGUUCUGCGAGGGCGGCGACCUCAACCAGUACAUCUUGUCCCGCCGGCCCGAUCCCCAGACCAACAGAAGCUUUAUGCGCCAGCUGACGAGUGCUGUAGCUUUCUUGCACAAGAACAACAUUGUCCAUCGUGAUCUGAAGCCAGACAACAUUCUCAUCUCACAGAAAUCUGGUUCACCUGUUCUUAAAGUGGCCGACUUUGGCCUCAGUAAAGUUUGUGCUGGCCUAAACUCCAAGAACAGUGAAGACCUCCCUGAAGCAGAAGCGUGCGGCAAAGGCAGCAAUCAGAAUAACAUUGUCAACGUGAACAAGUUCUGGUUGUCGUCAGCUUGUGGCUCAGACUUCUACAUGGCCCCGGAAGUGUGGGAGGGCCACUACACAGCCAAGGCUGAUAUCUUCGCCCUCGGCAUCAUCAUCUGGGCAAUGAUUGAGCGGAUCACUUUCAUUGACGCAGAGUCCAAACGUGAACUGCUGGGCACCUACAUACGACAGGGCACAGAGAUUGUACCUGUCGGGGAAGCUCUUUUGGAGAACCCUAAGAUGGUCCUCCACAUCCCUCAGAAGGCUAGGAGCUCCAUGUCCGAUGGGGUGAAGAAACUUCUCCAGGACAUGCUUGCAGUCAACCCUCAGGACCGGCCGGACGCCUUCCAGCUCGAGGUGCGGAUGGACCAAGUCACGUGUGCUGCGUGACAGCCCACAAAUUCCCAAAACCUCUCCUUUUUUAACCUAACCAAUCAAAGAAGGGACCCCUUUCCUUCCCAGCUUUGUUUACUACAUGGACGUGACAAAAAGGGACUGUGACAAACUGAACUGUGAAGAACCCUCGAUCACAAUCGGAGGCUGGAAGCAAUGGAUUUGGCUGAUAAUCCAAAAAUCUCUGGUACGGGAGCAGUAUGCAAAGCAGACCACAGUGCACUUCCAGCACCAUCCAGUUACAAUCAGUCACCACGAAGCUGAGGACAUUUAUUUGGUGAUUAAUGCCAGAGACAUCCAGGUCUAUAAACAUUUGUUUUAUAUUUGUUGAUCUUUGUUCCCAGCAGCCCCGGUGUAGUCCUGCUCUUCCUUAACAUUUGUGAUGUGCUCAGGUGUGGCACACGUUACUGUACCAUUGUUCUAAGGUCAAAGCAUGAUAGUUUGUGAACAACAGAUGACACAACUAGCCCUGCCCCAUACUUGUGCCUUAAAGAUGAUUCACAGAAGUGCGAUUGGAUUUUAAGUUUAUGAAACGGUUUCAAUUGAAUGUGGAUGCCUCUAUAUGACCAACAUAAACAAACAAACCCAUCAGUGAGAACAUUGGUUCUUUCCUAUCAAUUAUUCUUACAGAUUUGAUCAGUUUCCACACAAAAUCAAACCAAAGGAGGUUGAGGAGGUGGAAAAACACUACUGUGUUUGUCCACAGGGGCCGCCAGAAUCACCACAAAAUGCUACCUGGAGUUGCUUUAAAUAAGAUGAUUGAUGAUCCAAAACAGAAAUGCAAUGAGGCUGCAUGCAGAAAUGUUGACCAAAACAAUAUCCCAGGCUACAGUUAUGUCAAGUUAUGAAUGAUUUGGUGGCCCCCUCCUCUGCCCUAAAUCUCGAAGUGCAAUCAUGGCGGUGGAGCUAAAAUGUACAAAACUUUAACUUUAAUGUAGUUCUCAAAGAUUUUGUUUCAGUGUCACGUGCACGCUCGUGUAAAGAAGAUUUACAAAGAUAUGUCACUAAACUGUGCACUCCAGAGGCAGAGAACAAAUGUGAAUAUUAUCUGUGUUGAUGUUCUGAAGGUAUCUCACACCUGUAGAUGUAGCAGGCCUGCAUUAAACUCCUUACAGUACUGUUCAUUUGUAACCAGGCUCUGUCCAUCUGUUUACCAUCACUGCAAAGCUUGAUGAUGGUUUAGUGGGUUUGAAUAAGUUUUUACUGAAUGUUCUUUUCACUUUGAGGUUGAGCGUGAGCUCCUCACAGACUACAAUAACAAGAUAUCAAGUUAAUGGUUAACUUGCAAUCGAGUGUCAUUAAGAGAUAGCAGCCAUUGUUCUGUACUCCACCUUUUAAAGGUUUCUGAUUGGUGCGAUAUGAAUGAUGAUCAGAAUAGGUCAUUCUACAGGAACAGCCCGAGCAGCACUGAGCCAUCUGUUGCCGAUUUUUUUCUGCAGUAUCUCAUUUGGGGACUCUUACAGGAGAUUUGAAGAUUUGCCAUCUGGAAAUAAUCCCCCCAAAAGCAGUCAUGGGAUACCCAUCCUAACUGUCACUUCCUCCUUUCCUCUUGUUAUUGAAGUGCUUCAAACUCAUUAAAAAACACAUUCAGGUCGUGGAAAGAAAAAAAGAUCAUUGUCAGUUUUUGCUCUGAUGCAUGAAAACUGAUCAUUACACGUGAGGCCGGAGU